GACGGGGCAGUGAGCAGGGGACAGACUGACGGGCAAGGGGACGGGGCGGGGGGGGCACAGACAGCCUAGGAAGGGGACGGACAGACAGAGCGACCGACAAGCAGCCACCCCCCAGGCAGCGCGGGCAGAGGCGCCCGGCUGGGGACCCCCGGGAGGAGGAGGAAGAGGAGGAAGGGGGGGGCGAUGAGGAAGGCCCGGGGGGCGGCGGGUCCCCGCGGCAGGCCGGCCUAGCGGGCGAUGCCACCGGCACGGGGCGCGGGACGAGCCGCCCUUUCCCUGCGCGCGGUGCCCGCGGUAAGGAGAAGCGGAGCGAAACCCCCCCGGGAAGGGCGCAGCCGCGGGGAGCCCGGUCCCGGUGCCAGGCUGCGGUGGCUUCGGCGCUGCCACGCACCCACCGGAAGGGACACGGGACGGGGACGGGGCCCUGGCGCCCUCCCACCUCCUGCUCGGCAGUUAGGACCUGGGCGCUCGCGGCGGCCGUUCGCAGCCGGUUGAGGAGCGGGGGCCGCGCGUGAACCUAUGCAGACCGGGACGAAAUACCUCCUCCUGGCUCUCCUGGCCUCCUGCCUCCUGCUUUUCUUCGGAGCGGACCGGCUGCGCCGCGCCGCCUCCUUUUCCAGCCCGAAAGCCGAGGCGCCGGGGAGGUGGCCCCGCUGGGCGGAUGGGUCCCUGCUCCAAAGCUUCGCAGGUGCCGGGGAGCUCGAGGGCGAUGGAGCCGCCCCGUCGCCGUCACCCAAGGCCCGGCGGGCGGCCCGGCUCGGCACCCACCAGCGCCGCCGCUGCCGCAUGGAAACCUGCUUCGACCGCUCCCGCUGCGAGCAGCACGGCUUCAAAGUGUUCGUGUACCCGCGGGAGGCGGGCGUGCCCGUGUCGGACGCCUACCUCAACAUCCUGGCGUCCAUCGAGGAGUCCGGCUACCGCACGGCCGACGCCGGGGCCGCCUGCCUCUUCGUGCUGGGCAUCGACACGCUGGACCGCGACCGCCUCUCCGCCCGCUACGUCCCCGGCGUCGGCGAGAAGCUCCGCGCCUCUGCCCUCUGGAACGGCGGCCGCAACCACCUGAUUUUCACCCUCUACUCGGGCACCUGGCCCGACUACGCGGAGGAGCUGGGCUUCGACAGCGGGCAGGCCAUGCUGGCCAGGGCCAGCGCCCGCGCCGAGACCUUCCGGCCCGGCUUCGACGUCUCCCUCCCGCUCUUCCCCGCCGAGCACCCGCGGAAGGGCGGCGAGCCGGGCUGCCUCCGCCAGCGCGCGCUGCCGCCGCGGAAGAAGUACUUGCUGGUGUUCAAGGGGAAGAGGUACCUCACGGGCAUCGGCUCCGGCACCAGGAACGCCCUGCGCCGCCUCCACGACGGCAAGGACGUCGUCUCGCUCACCAGCUGCCGCCACGGCCGGGGCUGGCAGAGGCGCAAGGACGCGCGCUGCGACCGGGAUCACGCCGACUACGAGAAGUUCGACUACCAGGAGCUGCUGCGCAACUCCACCUUCUGCCUCAUCCCCCGGGGCCGGCGCCUGGGCUCCUUCCGCUUCCUGGAGGCGCUGCAGGCCGCCUGCGUGCCCGUGGUGCUGAGCGACGGCUGGGAGCUGCCCUUCUCCGAGGUGCUCGACUGGGGCAAAGCCGCCGUCGUGGCCAGCGAGAGGCUGCUGCUGCAGGUCCCCUCCGCCGUGCGCCGCGUGGGCCCUGAGCGCCUGCUGGCCCUGCAGCAGCAGACGCAGCUCCUCUGGGACGCCUACUUCUCCUCCGUGGACAAGAUCGUGCGCACCACGCUGGAGAUCAUCCGGGACCGGCUCUCGCCGCACCGCUCCCGCGCCCGCUUCUUCUGGAACGCGCUGCCCGGGGGGCUCCUGGCGCUGCCCGACUUCUCCACGCGCCCCGGCGACUUCCCCUUCUACUACCUGCAGCAGGGCUCCAGCCCGUCCGACAAGUUCACGGCCCUGGUCCGGGCCUCCUGCGCCGGGGUCCCCCCCUCGCCGCCCCUGCUCGGGCUGCUGCAGGCCGUCUCCGCGUCCCGGCACUGCGCCCAGAUCCUGGUGCUGUGGAGCUGCGAGACGCCGCCGCCCCGCGGGCAGUGGCCCCGGAGCACCGUGCCCGUGAGCGUCAUCCCCGGCGGGACCGAGCCCAGCGACCGCUUCUUCCCCUACGCGGAGAUCCGGACGGACGCGGUGCUGAGCCUGGACGAGCACGCCGGCCUCUCCACCAGCGAGGUGGACUUCGCCUUCGCGGCGUGGCGCAGCUUCCCCGAGCGCAUCGUGGGCUUCCCCGCGCGCCGCCACUUCUGGGACGCCGAGCGGCAGCGCUGGGGCUGCAGCGCCGAGCGCAGCAACGAGCUCUCCAUCGUGCUGCCCGCCGCCGCCUUCUACCACAGGUACUACCACAGCCUCUUCGUCCGCUCCGUGCCGGCGGGGCCGCGGGGGCUCCUGGGCGGCGGCGGUGCCUGCGAGGACGUCCUGCUCAACCUCCUCGUGGCCGCUGCCACCAAGCUGCCGCCCGUCAAGGUGGCCCGGCGCCGGGAGCCCGAGCAGCCCGGGGACCAGCCGCCGCAGGACUGCCUCGACCGGCUGGCGGCCUGGCUCGGCCACAUGCCCCUGGUGCCCUCCCAGCUGCGCCUCGACCCCGUCCUCUUCAAGGACCCAGUUUCCAUCCUCCGCAAGAAAUACCGGCGCCUGGAGACGCCGUAGGGCCGGCGGGUGCUGCCCGGCCCCGGCGCUUCCUACCGGCGCGGUAAAGGUUGGCGGGGACGCGAUUUCCUCCCCGAGCUCCCCAAAUCAGGGGAAAACAGCUCGUCUGGGACCUGCGGCUCCUCUCCGCUCCGGGUAAGCGGCAACGGUGAAAAUAAAGCCCCUCUGCUCCGGCGGCCACCGCUGAGCAGCCGGACCGGGCACACUCGCGCCCUUCACCUCC
Messenger RNA from Dromaius novaehollandiae (emu), 2902 nucleotides. It is a transcript of the gene EXTL1, whose product is annotated as exostosin like glycosyltransferase 1. The transcript is spliced from 11 exons. Gene Ontology annotation, cellular component: membrane. The coding region runs from base 520 to 2679 and encodes 719 amino acids. Gene Ontology annotation, molecular function: glycosyltransferase activity. Lineage: Eukaryota; Metazoa; Chordata; Aves; Casuariiformes; Dromaiidae. The record is from RefSeq and is a predicted model, not a curated record.